This is a messenger RNA of Paralichthys olivaceus (Japanese flounder), 5190 nucleotides long. RefSeq names its product lysyl oxidase-like 1 (gene loxl1). Lineage: Eukaryota; Metazoa; Chordata; Actinopteri; Pleuronectiformes; Paralichthyidae. The record is from RefSeq and is a predicted model, not a curated record. Gene Ontology annotation, molecular function: copper ion binding; protein-lysine 6-oxidase activity. Gene Ontology annotation, biological process: collagen fibril organization; peptidyl-lysine oxidation.
AAUGCUCAGUCUACUGACAGGCGAGCCAGCAGACCGACAAGAAGUCAGGACAUAUUCUCAUAGCACUAACAGACGGUAACACCACCAGUGGGUCUCCUGAAGCCCACUUUGACUCUCCUGGGUGUGAUUGCUCCUGACUGCACAUUCAUCCUCGUCUGUUGCUGGCAGUGAAACCCUGCAGAUGCACUCAACCGCAGGCCUGCUUCUCAACCCUGCAUCUGUCUCAACACUUGCACUUAAGCUGUGGGAAGAGGACUCGCAUGUUUUAUUGACACAGCUACAGGUGGUUUGAAUUUUAGCCUCUGGUGGACUGGGAGGGUUUUUUCCCGCGUGGUGAGUUGCAGUGUCUUUGGAACCAGUAUGUUGUCUAUUGUUGUGGGAUGUUUGGUAUUCACCCUGCUGGGCUCAGGGCAGGCUCAAGUUGCUGUACAGACUGAGGGCCAGAGCCAGGGCCAGAGCCAGGGCCAGGGGCAGGUAAGCUCUGCCACUCCAUGGAGGCAGGUGAUUCAAUGGGAGAACAAUGGACGGGUGUUUAGCCUGCUUAACAGUGGAGCUGAAUAUGUCCCUGCUCGAGCAGGGUCCCAGGACAGAGCUCCCAGGGUGGUUGUGGCAGAUUCUCAUCUGCGCUCACCAGGUAGACCUCAGGGCGGCAAUGUCCGCCGACAGGCCCCUUCAAGAGGAUCCUCUGAGACUGUCCGUGGGCAGGCAAGACAUCCUUUUGGCUUUGGGCAAGUACCUGAUAAUUGGAGAUUAACUGCAGGCAGCACAGGUGGAAGCCAGUUCCAGGGAUCAUCUGCCACUCGCUUCAGGCCAUCCACAGGCUCUUCAUCCUCUUCAUCAUCAUCCUCAUCUUUCUCUUCAUCCUCUUAUAAUUUACCAUCCUACCCACAGUACCCACAGUUACCUCCACAGUCCCCCUUCCAACCAGUGCCUUAUGACCCUAGUUUUGUGGAGGGACCAGCCAGGAGCUAUGAGCCUCCCUUUCAACCUGUUGGCGGUGGAGGAUAUAAUGCUGGAGGUUACGGUGUUGGCCAGGUUUAUCCUGGAGGAGGGUAUGUAGGUGGUGCGGCCCCAGUGCUCCCUGGCUCUCCUUCCGAUUUUGCUGACGACAGCUACCGUUACUUCCAGUCUUACAGCUACGGGCCCAUUCCUGCUGUUCCUCCACGUGCAGCACAACCACCAUUCACAGAUGGUCUGGACCGCAGAUACACCCACAGUCUCUACAAUGAAGACUCUGCUCCUGCUGUCCCUCUCCCAAAUCCCAACCAGGCCACACCGAUGUUAGUGGACAGGACUGGACCGGCAGUGCAACCACAAAUCAGGAGCCCUCAAUAUGAGCAGUUUCCUCCAUUUGGAAGACCCCAACCGCCUUUCAUGCAACCCAUUCCUGCAGGAAGAAAUUCUCCAAACUCUGCCCUUGAGAACCCCAAUAUAAACGUUGGAAGUGUGUACCGGCAGGAACAGAUAGGUUUUCCUGACCUGGUUCCUGAUCCCAAUUAUGUCCAGGCCUCCACAUACAUACAGAGAGCGCACAUGUAUUCUCUCCGCUGUGCUGCGGAGGAAAAAUGUCUGUCAAGCUCUGCCUAUGGCCCUGAGACCACUGACUAUGAUGUAAGAGUCUUGCUGCGAUUCCCACAGAGGGUGAAGAACAAGGGCACUGCCGACUUCAUGCCGAACAGGCCACGUCAUACCUGGGAGUGGCAUAGCUGUCAUCAGCACUACCACAGUAUGGAUGAGUUCAGCCAUUAUGAUUUACUGGAGGCUAGCACUGGCCGUAAAGUGGCAGAGGGUCACAAGGCGAGCUUCUGUCUGGAGGACACCACCUGCGACUUUGGUCACCUGAAGCGCUACGCCUGCACCUCUCACACUCAGGGUCUGAGCCCGGGCUGCUACGAUACAUAUAAUGCUGAUAUCGACUGCCAGUGGAUCGAUAUCACAGACAUCAAACCUGGAAACUACAUACUGAAGCUCCAAGUUAAUCCCAAAUUCUUGGUAAAGGAAUCAGACUUCACCAACAAUGUGGUCAGGUGUAACAUUCACUAUACAGGACGGUUUGUUCGAACAACCAACUGCAAGAUAGCACAGUCUUGAACAGGCACUGGGAGGCUGCCACACUAGAGUGAUCCUGAUUGCUAUUCCAUUGAAAUGUGAAUGGAAUCCAUUUGUUGUUGGUUCAUUGUUGAUGUUGUUUAUCUCUACUCUUUUUUUUGCUGUUUUGGUAUCCUGGACCUGUGUUGAACAAGGGCUCCACUGGCACUGAGAAGAAUGUCGGUGGGGUGAGGGUUAUAAUAAUACAUAUUAUACAUCGAUAUCACAUAAUGAACCAACAGUUCAGAUCCCUGCAAUUGACAAACUAUACUGCAACCCUAUCAAUCAGGUUUGGACACACAUUGGGACAUAUUAUUGACUGUCAAAGACAGUUUUACUGUAUCUGCACACAUAAAUCGAUACGCACACCCCCCACACAGUGGCUUUCCUUGAAUUUUAAAUAAAGCAUAAAAUUGUGCUAAUGCUGAAAGGAGUGACUCCAAACAGGUCAGGGCUCAGACAAAAUCCCCCAAAAAACAAAAUUAGGAGACAAAGUCUUCUCAAGUGCAUUCAUCCAUGCAGUGUGGGGGCAGACAGAGAUACUCAGUGACUCAGAAGAACUAUAAUGUGUUAGCUUUGUGUUUUUGUCUCCACUGCCUCAGUGGGUGGGAUACUGUGAUUCUCUGGGCACAUGCUGUUUAAUGUUAUGUUAUCAGCAAGAAGAGGACAGCAGGUCCUAUUUUCAUUUUUCAGCUCCAUCAAAUUGUAAAGUCCGGAUAAAGACAGACUGUCAGUGCUGGGUGCUGCACCUUUGUGUCCCCAUUCAUCCUUUCUUAUUUCAGUAAAACAGGAACAGGAAGCUCAGCUGGCAGAAAAUGGUGCUUUCCAGAAAUCAAGACAGGCAGUAUGUUAACUCUGUGUUCACACUGUCCUGGAGUCUUUUCUUCAACUACCAACACUGGUCAGAUGGCACAUAUGUCAUCUAUACCUUUUGAAGAAUGUAUAUACAAAUAUUCCACACGUGCAUGACUUUAACGGUGGAGAUUAUUUGGUUGUAACUGUUUGUACUUUGUUUAUCCAUUCUGACCUGUUACUGUAAUUUGUGAAGUCUUUUAUAUUUUCUCGAUAAUCUGAAUUAUUCAAAGUGUAUGUGUUAUUGGAAGGAAAAAACACUACUGCUACAGACUUAUUAUUAACGCAGACUGCCAGAAAGUCGUCUACCUACCUCUCCAACCAAGUGAGCUGUUGAUUACUGUUAAGUGUUUAGUUUCCAUUGGAAAACCCUGCAUUGGCUGUUUAUGACAGCACACAGGAAACCUUCAACUCUAAUGCCUCUAUCAAAGUAUGCAUGAUCUUGGACAGCAGACAAAGACUUAUCUAUAUUACAAACAACCUAAAGUCAUAAUCCUUAAGAUUUUGGAUAUGGCUGUGGCACGUGACACAGGUGACACCUUCCGUUUAAUACUACAUUUCCCAGAAUUCUGUAAGCAGAGGAAAAACAGUGUUAUUUCAUGCUGCACAUGGUACAAGUAGCUCUCCAUUGAACAGACGGACACAGUAACAGGAGGAGUUGGAGUUGUAGUCAGUUGCCUGCAGCUCUUCAUGUAACACUUCACUGUCCAGGGGCCUCAUUUAUAACCGUUUCGUACGCACAAAACGGGGCCUGAAACUUGUGUAUGCUACUUCUCACGCAAAUGUUGGGAUUUAUAUAAACACACUUGACGGGAGAAUGUGUGCACUUCUAUGCUAACUCUGACUAAUGCGUACAAACAUUUUGGAGGCGGGUAAAUGAUGAUGCAGAGGUGAGGUGGUGAACUGAAGCCAGAUUAUUGAUCCACUUCAUCAUUAACAUAAAACCAACAUUUGCUUGUGCGACAAAACUGUUCCAUACAACCUUCAAUUAAAAAAGAUAUAAAACAACUUCCAGCAAAUUACAUCCAGAUACCAUUAAACAGCAGAGUCAUUAAUAGCUUUUAAUAUCUUCUAACACUGUGCAUGUAUCAUUAAGGACGAGUGUUUGUAUAAUCGCCGCAGUGAACGUGACUGUGCCAUCAUUGCAGAGCGCACUGGAGAUCACUCACAAAAAUAAAGAAAAAUUAUUCAUUUUCAAACUUCUAUUUCCAAAUAAUAUCCCAGAGGGGAGGUUAGGAUCCACUGAUGUGUGAAGUAAUCGGUCCGAUUGCUCUGAAUAUAUAAAUACUGUGGUGACACCCGUGUGUAAUGCUGCUUGAUGGAUGCACACGAAUAGAAAGAUGAGGAGGAAACGAGGGUUCAGCGAUCACAUAUAUUUUUUGUCCCAUGAUGAUGAUUCAUCAGCUGAUAUAGAUUCUAUAGGUCUGUGGCCCCUGGUCUUUUCUUAUGCAUUACUUUCUGCAAUAUUUAAAACUGAGGAAAUGCAUGUGAAUAUUCAGUAUCCGUUUUGAGGGAAGAUAGUGGGGCUGGAAGUCUUUUGGUUUCCGUGUAUAAUUUGACUAAUGACGUUUGAGCAGGCUUUGGUUGUCCGGAGUUGGAGAGCUAAAAAGGUGGAACACAUUGACUGUAAAGCAUUGACAAUUGUUUUUUUAAUCAAUCUGCAUUCAAAUUCAGCUAGCUGUUAAUAGAGAUUAGCCAAAAUGUCACCUGGACCUAAAACACCUACAGAAAGUAUCACUGUUUGUGUUUUGUGUGGAGAAAAGUUUGACUUAGGAAGAAAGGUGUUCUUCCUCUACCAAUUAUAGCAAAAUGUGAUUUGUGAACAUGAAAAUCUUAAGGAUUAUUGCUUUCAGAUCUAUGAAUGUGAUUCCUAAAGCAAUAUUUCCAAGCAAUAAUCUGGAUCAAACAAUGAAAAACCACCAAAAUGUGGUUUUAAGUUUUUCAUUCUGCACAUUCUGAUUUUCUUUUUGACAAAGGUAUUCUUUUUUAUUAUGUAGAAUAGGCCAAUUGCACCUAGUACAUAUUUCCGUCAUGUUGUACUGUAAAAAAGUCAGUUGUUUAAUUUGAUCCACUCUGGUAGCUCAUGAUUAAACUGUACAUUUGCUGAGAAAGAUGCAUCAACAUGUGACUCUGACAUCAAGUGGAACAACAACACAAACGUAGGUGACAGUUAAGCAGCAUCCUUGACAUGCAGUGAUGAAAUUUGUAUUCAACACCUGUCAAAAUGUCAUAUAGCCUACAAUAAAUGCA